AUGCUUUCUGCUAUAAUUAUUCUUCUUAAUACAAUUAUGAUACAUAGGUUCGCAAAAAGGUUUUUUUCUGGCGAAGUCCCACCCGAGCCAUCAGCUUGGGCUUAUGCCAAAUGACUUGGAGCCAUACCCUUUGGUCUUUUUUCCUUAAUUGCAAUAUAUGAGUAUCUAGAAGAAAAGAAAAGAAUUGCUAAUUGGCUUGCCAACUAUAAUGAAGACAAAGAGAAAGAAAAUCCUUUAGAGAAAAUGAUUAGAAAGGCACUGAGACAUUAUCAUGGCUCUACAAAGAAUGAUUUUUUAGACGAAGAAGUCAAAGAGAAGCUCAGAGCUGUCUGCGUCGAGCAUAACACAAGCCCAAAAGAUUAUAAUGAGUUCUAUACAAUGAUGAAUGGCUUCAAGGACAGCGAGCCCAUAGUAAAACAAGUUUUAUCAAUCUGCGCCAACCCAGACAAGUCAGAGCAGUGCAGAGUUUUGAUUCAAAUGUCCUAUAUGUUUGACUUUAUAUCUUAA
Blepharisma stoltei is the source of this 507-nucleotide messenger RNA. The record is from the annotation of a GenBank genome assembly. NCBI's taxonomy places the organism in Eukaryota, Ciliophora, Heterotrichea, Heterotrichida, Blepharismidae.